This is a messenger RNA of Podarcis muralis (Common wall lizard), 1999 nucleotides long. RefSeq lists its product as uncharacterized. NCBI's taxonomy places the organism in Eukaryota, Metazoa, Chordata, Lepidosauria, Squamata, Lacertidae. Gene Ontology annotation, molecular function: RNA polymerase II cis-regulatory region sequence-specific DNA binding; DNA-binding transcription factor activity, RNA polymerase II-specific. Gene Ontology annotation, biological process: regulation of DNA-templated transcription. The record is from RefSeq and is a predicted model, not a curated record.
GGGUUAAAAGCCAAGCGAGUCCUUUCCUAGCUCGGCUGGAUGGCGGGGAGAUCGAUGGCGGAUGUCGCUUCCUGCUCCGCCCACCGUGGGAAAUAAUUCAUGGAAUUUCCCAGGCCUUGGGGCGGUGCUUUGUUCCUUGGGGGAGAAAGCCGGCUGUGGCACGUUUCAUCUCCGAUGGGCCUUCCAUCCCGAAGGAACAGAGAUGUCAGUAACACACCUGGCUCAGAUGCUGGUGAGCUUUGAAGACGUUGCUGUCUAUUUCACCAAGGGUCAGUGGGAUCUUCUGGAUUCGCAUCAAAAAUCUUUGUACAGCGAAGUCAUGGGGGAGAAUUACGGCCAUGUAGCUUUCCUGAUGGGGUCUCCAGUUCUCAAACCCGACCUGAUCUCCCGGCUGGAACAAGAGGAAGAGCCCUGGAUUCCGAUCCCCUGUGAGGUGGAUGGAGGGAAGACUCUGGACUCUGGACCAGGUGCAAGAAGUCCGUACUCUCUCUGUGCUGGUGCAUCCGCUCCUCCUGGUGGAAGGGAUCCAACUGAGGCAGACCCUGGGCAGAGACCCGUGACCUUUGAGGAUGUGGCUGUGUACUUUUCAGAGCAGGAGUGGGCCUUGCUGGAUCCGGCUGAAAGAAGCUUGUACAGGGAUGUCAUGCUCGAGAACUAUGAAAAUGCAUCUUUGUUGGGGUCUCCUGUCCUCAAACCCUCCCUGAUCUCCAGCUUAGAAGAAGAGGAAGAACCUUGGGUGCCAGAUCCACAGGCCCUGGAGGAAAGGAAGGCCUUGGACUCCAGCUCUGGUGACAAGAAAAAAAGGCACUUUUGCCCGGAUUGUGGGAACAGUUUUACAGUGCUAGCAAGCCUCGUGAGGCACCAGAGAUCCCAUACGGGGGAGAGACCUUACAAAUGCCUCGAGUGCGGGAAAGGGUUUCGCGACAAAGGAGGCCUCGUCAAACAUCGGAGGAUCCACACUGGCAAAAAGCCCCACGAGUGCCAUGAAUGCAGGAAAAGGUUCACGGAAAGAGAUGCGCUUAUUCAGCAUCAGAAAACCCAUCUUGGUGACCUGAGGAAGCGCUACUUGUGCCUAGAGUGCGAGAUGAGCUUCCUCAGCAAAGGAGGCCUCGAGAGGCACCAGAGGGUCCACGCGGGAGAGAGGCCCUUCCAGUGCCCCGAGUGCGAGAAAAGCUUCUACGACAAUGGGAGCCUGGUGAGGCACCAGCGGACCCACCGGCAGGACAGGCCCUUCCCCUGCCUCGAGUGCGGGAAGCGCUUCAACAUCCGCUCCAACCUCACCAGGCACGAAAUCCUCCACAAAGAAGCCAAGCCCUUCCAGUGCGCCGACUGCGGGAAGCAGUUCAGCAGAAAGGGGCGCUACCUGAAGCACGCGAGGGAGAAGCCCUACGAUUGCCCCGUGUGUGGCAAGGCCUUCUGCGAGAGGGGAGACAUGGUCCGACACCAGAAUCAGCACCCAGAUGAGCUGAGGGAAAAGUUCGCCUGCCCGGAAUGCUGGAAGGUUUUUAGCAAGAAAUCCAGCCUGAGCAGCCACCAGAAACGCCACACGACCGAGAGGCCCUUCGAGUGCUACGACUGCGGCAAGAGGUUCAAGAAGAAAGGGGACUUGGGGGCGCACCAAAACAGCCACACUGGAGAGAGGCCCCACAAGUGCUUUGAGUGCGGGAAGAUGUUCGGUAGCAAAACAGCCCUCUAUCAACACCACCGGAUUCACACGGGAGAGAAACCCUACUCCUGUGCGGAGUGCGGGAAGCAGUUCACUCUCAAAGGAAACCUCGAUCGGCAUCAGAGGACCCACGCUGGAUGAGGCAAGAUGGCGGCAGGGACAUGAUGUCUUUGGCCAGAAGCUGUGUGGCAGAAAAGGAGAGAGUCCUUCACCCUGCCUUUUGCGUGUGUGUAUCGAAUGACUGUCUAUUUAGAGCAUGGGUAGGCAAACUAAGGCCCGGGGGCUGGAUCCGGCCUAAUCACCUUCUCAAUCCGGCCCGUGGACGGUUCAGGA